AUGCCCCCAGCCACAGCCGUAACACAGGCCCCAGCAGCACCACCGACUCAAGCUGGUGAGGCAAAUGUUGGAGUGACGGGAGCAGUCCAGGAUGGGGAAGGCAUCGCCAUCCCCAACACUGCCGGUCAGACACCGUUCUCCCCGGGCGCUUCCGUAAUCCCUGUGAAGGCACGAACUGGUAUGUUUCAGGGGUGUGGUAUCAGGGGUGUGGUAUCAGGUAUCUGUUCAGGGGUGUGGUAUCAGGGGUGUGGUAUCAGGGAUGUGGUAUCAGGCAUGUGUUCAGGGGUGUGGUAUCAGUUGUGUGUUCAGGGGUGUGGUAUCAGGUCACCUCACCCGCGCCCUGCAGGACCGGAGCUUCAUUUCCCCACAUACAGACUGCCCCCUCCGUCUCUCCCACUGAUCGCCCUCCCGUCCUCCUCCCCCGUGUCACUCGCAGGUCACCUCACCCGCGCCCUGCAGGACCGGAGCUUCAUUCUCCGCCGCACAGGUUCCCUUGCUAGCAUGCGGCGCUGCGUGGAGCCUGUCGUGGAAGCUGACGUGGCACCUGACGUGGCAGAUGCCGGUUCCAGCUCAGCAGGUGGCGGAUAUGACGUGGAGCAGCCCCCUUCUGGCGUGGCACAGGAGCCGGAGCUGGCGAAAACCUUCGAGGAAAAUGUCAAGGAGGAGAAAGAGGUGCACGGGCAGGGGAGCCAGGGGCAGCAGGUUCGGGAGCAGGCUCGGGCAGAAGAGGCUCGGGAGCCGGCUCGGCGAGGCUCGAAGCUGCAGGUUUGGUAUGACGACGACGGCGAUGAUGACGUGGCAGAGGAUAUCCAGGAGCAUUUCACCUGGAUUGGGGAGGAGGAGGAGGGGGAUGACUUAGACGUGGUUUAUGAACAAGAGGAGGAGAGAGAGGAGGAGGAGAGGAAGGAGAAGGAAUGGAGGAGACGGGCGGGGAGGAAGGAGGGGGGGGAGGAGGGGGGGAAGGAGGGGGAGGGAGAGGGCCAGGGGGGAGGGGGUGAGGGGGGAGGGGGUGAGGGAGAAGGGGGCGAGGGGAAGAAGCAGCUGGUGCGGCAGGCAACGAUGGCGAGGAGAGAGGCGAGCACUGAGCUGACCGUGUGGCAGUCGCUGGUGCUCACUGUGCAAUGCUUUUUCCAGCAGCUGUUCAACCCCAUCACUCAGUCUGAUUACUACACUCUCCGACUUGCAUUCAUUCAUGUAACUCCACUCGCCCACUUCCCUCCCAUUUUCUACAUCUUUCAGAAUCAGGACCUUCCUCGCGACUUUGAUUUCUAUCACUACGUGGUUGGCUCACUGGAGAAAGAUUUUGUGUACAUCGUCGGCCUCAGGUAA
This is a messenger RNA of Closterium sp. Naga37s-1, 1329 nucleotides long. The record is from the annotation of a GenBank genome assembly. Lineage: Eukaryota; Viridiplantae; Streptophyta; Zygnematophyceae; Desmidiales; Closteriaceae.